AUGUUAAAAGAAUAUUGGCCUAAACUGAUAUUUAUUCUCUUUUUGAUCUUCUCAUUUUGUGAAUCAUCACUUCUGAACCAGUGCUACUUUUCUGGAACAACAUGUAUCCGGUUUGAAAAAGGCGAUUUCGAAUUUGUGGACACUGUUCAAUUGACCAGCGAUAAUGUGCCGACACUCAAAGACAACACAUCGACAACGUCAACUCGUAUUGUGCUCAGCGAGCUUCUGAGUCAUUUGUCAUUCAAUCAUAGUUGGACACUUGCCGCUCUGGUAGUCAACGCAGGCACACGCACAAAUGUUCAAUGGAAAAUUGCUCCUGAUGAUAUAAGUGAGCAUUCAAUUGAAAUGCAAGAUCCAGAUGGCACUACCAGUCCAUUUUCUAAUGUGACAGUUCAUUGCGUCGAUAUUCAAAAUUAUGCGGAUGACGCAAAACGGAUACUCGUGGUUCCACCAGAUUACAAAUUCUUUUUCUCUGUCAAUGGUACUGCAACCAAUUGUGCAACAAGUGGAGUAUCCAUCAUACCGUUUCUCUGGGAUACUCAAAGUAGAGCGAGCAUCCGUGGAAUGUCAUAUUUUUCUUUGACCGAAUGCACUGAUAAAUGCUCGUCUUUGUUGAUACCAUCUUUAUUAGUGAGAUUCUGCCCAAACUUCAAUAGCAGUAACCUGGAAAUUCGUAUAGAUCAAGUGGAUGAUUUCACGGUGGAGUUUUCUGACGACUUACUUGGUAUUAACAUUCAAAGAGUUAACAAGUCGAUUGAGUUCCCAAUGGGUAUAAUGAACUGCACUGCAUUGAUGGAUAACGCUGAUAUUCUUGGAGAGAACCCCGUAUGCCUGGGAGAUGGUGAGAACGUUGCGGUGAAGUUUGGCGCCAACCCUAAAAUGGCAUUGAAACAGGAAGUGAAAACUAAAUUUUCUCAGCGAUCCGCGUUCCUGAAAAACGCCAAAAAUGCGGUGUAUCCAAAUUUCACUGUUUCUCAUGAGAAGGAAGUUGCAACAUGUUCGAAUUCGACGAAAUUUGAAGUGAAACAAAUUUCUGGGAACGGCUUCAUGCCACUGAGAUUUGAAUGGUCGAUUUUGAACGGUACAUCAGACAUGGAAAACCUAGCGAGUUCAAGCAAUGAAAGACUUUUGGAAAUACCAAGUCAUCACCUCUCAACCAAGAAUGUUAUACUUGUAGUUGGAUGCAAUGUGGCUGGAAAAUGUACAUCAAGUGGACCUAUUAAAACUGAUCUCGUUGAUGACGCAAGUGUUUUCACUGUAUCCAUUGAUGGAUACGAACAAGAGACACCCGCUUCUUUUGGUUUACACCUUCAUGCUAACCCAACUUUUAAACAAUGCAGUUCCAAGACUUCACCAAAAGAUGUUCAGUAUGAGUGGAAGUUAAAUGGUGAAGGUCAAUUGUUUGAUGACGGUCUGAAACUUCCAGCUUAUUCUUAUUCUGUUGAUGAAUUGGUAAAUAUUACUUUGAUUGCAAGAUAUAAUCAUGAGAAGUCGUCGUAUUCCUCAAGCACAACAAAAACUAUCCAUUACUUUGGUCUGCCUCUUCUUGUCGCAUUGGAUUGUGUGGAACGUCAAGCAGGGAAAGAUCAUAAUUUGGUCGUACGUGUACUUGCUGUAGAUCAAAAUCGACGAGAUUCAAGUUUGAAAUAUCAAUGGAGUUGCACAGUUAUAAAUGGAACCAAUGCAGAAGAGAAUUGCAUGCUUGGAGACUUGAACACUCAUGGAGAACACAUUGAGAUUCCGAGCUCAAAAUUAAUCCAAAAUACUGUUAUGAACAUCACAGCUACAGUAUCAUCUGACGAACAAUCCGACAGUUCAUCCUGCUUGGUUACUGUAGGAGCAACUCAAAUUCCAACAGUCUCAUUCUUCAGACUAGCCGAAAAGAAACAAAAUGCAUUUGACUAUAUUCGCAUCCAAGCUCUAGUAAGUUCAACAUUACCAACAUUGAAUGUCACCUGGGAAGUCGUUCGAGAUUCUCAGUUUGGGUUUUUCAAUCUCAGUUCAUUUCUAACAAACCCAACAACUAUCAUCAAAGAUGUACCAAAAUCAGAUGUAUUCGUGUCGUUAACAAUACCUCCUUCUGGGACACAGCUAGCUGCCUGGCCAGGUUUGAUGAGUGGUAAAACAUUUGUGAUACGUUUGUGGGCUUCUAAUGAGAAAGGAUCUUCAUUUGCGGAUCUGCAUCUACUAACCAAUGCACCACCAACAACUGGAUACAUUGAUAUAUCUGCUCCCACCUAUCCACCAAUCGCGCUGGAGACUCCUAUCACAUUCUCUGUAGGAGACAGCUGGAAUGACGAUAAAGAUGAUUUUCCGCUUACUUAUCAAUUCGGCUACAAACUUCACUACUCCGAUAACACUACUUAUGAAUUUCAAGGAUCCAAAAGCACAGUGAAGUCAAUGCAGUUUUAUCUUCCAUCAACCACUGGCAAUAACUCUGAAGAAUGCGGUCAACGUAUUGGUAUCACUGGAAUGUUAUCAGUAUGUGAUCGUCUCGGGUCUUGCAGUUCCGAAGAAACUGGAAUGUUCACUAUUGACCAAUCUGAGAAUGCAACAUUAGCAGCAAUGGAUUUGAUCAGUUUGCUGAAUACAGACGUUGUGAAUGGAAAUUUCAUGUCAGCUAUAGCAAAAAUUAAUGCAAUUAACAUUGAAUUGUGCACCGAAAACUUUGAUCAGUCCCAGAUUGAUAAAAUUACGAUGCUCUUGUUCCAAUCGUUAACAGAAUCCAGUGAAAGUGAAGAAUUUCAAGAAGCUCUGAAAGCUGCUUACUCUCUACUUCCGGUGGUUUCUUCUGAUAUUCUGACUGUGCUCAUUGAAGUUCUAUCCAGUUAUCGCCAAUUGACGUUUCAAGGUGCUUUACCCACAGAAAGUAUCCGACAAAAGCGGUCGGCAGAGGUUGUGGAGUCAACAGUGAAAAUUUACAAAGCUACGGAAUCUGAAGCUACUGACAUGUUGAAAGUGUAUGAUAUUCUGAUUGGAAAAGAUAAACCUGUGGUAGAUGUGUUCUUUCUGAACAUCAACGACUUUUUGACUGGAUUUUGUAUUCAAUUGGAUGAAGACUCAAAACGUUAUAUGUCUGCAACAGGAGGUGGAUACACAGAAAUCCAAACUCAAAGCGUAAAUGUGAACAGAGAUGGAUAUGAUGGUAAAUUCAAUAUCAGUGGUCCAAACAAUCUGUCAAAUAUUUCGUUCUCUGCCUAUUUCUCUUCAUCGUAUGCCUCAUGGACUUGUGGUUCAGCAUCCAGUUCUACUUGUCGAUAUGUUUGCUUGGGUACUGCAUGGAUAUCUAACAGUGCAAUUGCGGAUAACAGCUAUUUGGCUGAAGAUCUCUUCUUCAACUACCUGGAUUUGUCUAUAAACAAGAGUGUGUCAGAUUUGCAUCAGCUUAGUCUUGUUGACCCAAUAUCUGGAACAAUCUUGACUCCAUCCAAUGGUCAAUUUUUGUAUUCAGUGGAUAUUGAAGUUACAAAUUAUAAACCUAUCAACUAUUACAAUUGUUACAUAUACAGUCAGAACACGGGAUGGGACUUCCGACAAUGUGUCCCUUCUAACUACGCAAAAACUGUACAAGGUCGAAGUUUCCUGAAUUGUAACUGUUCAUCAACGGGAAUUAUUGGAGUUUUCGUGACAAACGGACCUGCACCUGAUCCGUUAUCAGACCACAAUGAGAUUUUGUUGACAUUGGUGAUAGAUGUAGACGUUACAGCAGAUGACUUAUCCAAGAUUUUUACAAGGAUAGCUACGCUCUCAGAAGUUGAUCAAAAAAGAUUUGUGAAAAUAUCAAACAAAGGGAACCGUACGAUACAAGCAACACUACGCCCACCCUAUCGUGCUGAUCAGAAAAGUAAUGGUCUCGCAGUACAAGCUAUUCAAAAAGCAGUUGGCUAUCAGAAAAUAUUGAAUGUGAUCACUGUUCUCAACUUCACAUAUUCAGUUGUGAAAAGAGAUUUGAAUGGAGAUGCACGUGCGAGAAAGAUUACAUUCAAUCUUCAAAAAACUUAUACACCUCAACUUGGGACUGAUGGCGAUGACUAUGCUAAGAAAUGGGCACAGUCUAUGGCCACCACACUCCAGAUUUCAGAGUACAGAUUCAAAAACUAUAAAGUGUUUUUCGGCGUGAUAUACAAUGUGACAAUUACUUUGCCUUUCACUGAUGAGAAGAAGCCUUUGAGUGCUGAAGAGAUUUCUCUUAUGAUACAAGAAGGUUCAAAAUACGGAGAACUUGAUUUUCAAUUGGGCGAUGAAACUGUGUCAGUCAGUGCAGUUGCUGAUAAAGAUAUCACUAUGCUUCUGGUUAUGCACGAAACCAAUUCCCUGAUGCUUGCACUUGCUGUGGUUCUCUCUAUUGUUCUUGGUCUUGGAACAGUUUUUAUUUGUGGUGCAGUUUUAGUGAAGUUGAGAACUGAUAAGCUUAUAGUAGAAGAACGCCGUAGAGCAAAUCUGAAUGAUCAACAGUUUCAACUACCGCCACCUCCUAAAUACCCAUCGAGCACAACUCCGUUCCAUGUAGUGGAUCAAUAUCCUCUCCGACGUCAACGAAAUGAAGUUCGCCAAUUUUGA
Messenger RNA from Caenorhabditis remanei, 4560 nucleotides. RefSeq lists its product as uncharacterized. The transcript is spliced from 29 exons. Bases 1 to 4560 code for a protein of 1519 amino acids. NCBI's taxonomy places the organism in Eukaryota, Metazoa, Nematoda, Chromadorea, Rhabditida, Rhabditidae. The record is from RefSeq and is a predicted model, not a curated record.